Messenger RNA from Sclerotinia trifoliorum, 2508 nucleotides. The record is from the annotation of a GenBank genome assembly. NCBI's taxonomy places the organism in Eukaryota, Fungi, Ascomycota, Leotiomycetes, Helotiales, Sclerotiniaceae.
AUAGAAAAUUUCAAUAAUUUUUUGUUAUUUCAUUCAAAAAUAACCAUCCAUACUUAUUAGUUAUUGGCAAAAUAUCUGUAGAAUCAUUAAUAUCUUAUUUGUUUUUAUAUCAAAGUUUGACGUGCAUUAUAAAGCUACUUCCACCACCCCGCUGAAUAUUGAACCUCGAAUUUUGAACAAAAAAUCCCUGAUAGCAACCAGGUCGUACUCUCCAAAACUGUUCUAUUCGCAUCCCUUUACCAACGACGGCAUGGAGGAUGAUCGUGCACAGGUUGACUUGGGUGUCGCUGUUGAUGUAGAAGAAGCUUUCGAAGAGCCAGUGGCACAACGUCAACCAAAGAAACGUUUCGUAGGCAGAAAACAAGCUGCCGAAGCAGCUGCACGGAAUGGCAUCAAUGGGACUCCUGGGGACAGUGCUGCUGUUCAAGGUCUGUAGUUUCUAUUUCUUAGAUUAAAUACCCCAGCUGACCUUUCACAGUCGCGACUCCAAGAAGAAUUCGAACAUUAAAUCAAGUUCCUCCGGAAAUUUUGAACGACCCAGACAUAAACGCUGCGAUCGCAUUACUUCCACCAAAUUAUUCUUUUGAAAUACACAAGACGAUACAUAGAAUUAGAACGAAUGGAUCAAAAAAGGUUGCUCUGCAGAUGCCAGAAGGUCUCCUGUUGUUCGCCACAACAAUUUCUGAUAUUCUCUCCCAAUUUUGUCCUGGUAUCGAGACGCUUAUAAUGGGAGAUGUUACAUAUGGAGCUUGUUGCAUUGAUGACUAUACCGCUCGUGCAUUGGGUUGCGAUCUAUUAGUACAUUACGCGCAUUCAUGUCUGAUUCCUGUGGAUGUCACAAAGAUCAAAACUCUCUAUGUUUUCGUUGAUAUUAGCAUAGAUACGGCACAUUUACUUGCAACCCUGGAGAAGAACUUUGCCUCCGGAAAGACCAUUGCGAUGGUAGGAACAAUUCAGUUCAAUGCGACAUUACAUGGCGUUCGAGCCCCUCUCGAGAAAGCGGGCUAUAAUGUUCUCAUUCCACAAAUCGCUCCCCUCAGUAAAGGUGAGAUCCUUGGAUGCACAUCUCCUCAACUGUCAACAGAUGGUGUCGAUAUUAUUUUAUAUCUUGGGGAUGGGCGUUUCCACCUUGAAAGCGCAAUGAUACACAACCCAUCCAUACCAGCUUACCGAUACGAUCCCUAUUCUCGAAAGCUUACUCGUGAAAGUUACGACCAUAAGGAAAUGCACACUUUGAGAAGAGAUGCUAUCGAAGCCGCAAAACCUGCAAAGAAGUGGGGGCUUAUUCUAGGAUCUCUAGGCCGCCAGGGAAAUCCUCACACAAUGACAAUGAUUGAGAAAAAGCUUGAAGAGCGAGGAACACCUUACAUCAAUUUGCUCUUGAGCGAAAUCUUCCCUGGAAAACUAGCUAUGAUGAGCGAUGUUGAGUGUUGGGUACAAGUAGCAUGUCCAAGACUCAGUAUUGAUUGGGGAUACGCAUUUCCGAGACCUCUACUAACUCCAUAUGAAGCAUUGAUUGUGUUGGGUCAGAAAGAGGAUUGGGCGAAGAGUAAUAAUGAUAUUUAUCCUAUGGAUUACUAUGGCAAGGAUGGUCUUGGCAGAACCAGGCCUAUUUCCAGUAUUCCAGUUGCUGCUUGAAAAUCUACUUCACUACAUUCUCGGAUUCGUGCUUUCUUGUCCUACUACAUGAUGUUAUUCAAUUGGUCAAAUUGCUCUCAAUACCAUGAUCACACAUCAUUGUUUACUUCACGAAGGGUGUAUGAUGGAACAUCUAUCAAUGCGCCGCCCAUCUACAUUUAUCUUUCCUCUCAUCUAAACAUCAAGCGGUUUAGCUUUUGUUUGGCCUCGACAUACCCCUGAUAUAUGGGUCCCUAGGGACAGGAGGUUACCAGUACAUACCAUCGCAAGGAUAGUGAACACAAGAAUUCUGCUUGCCAUACUGGCACCAAGUCCACUCUUCUUAAAUUGCUGAGCAAACAUUGGAAAUCCAAAUGCGAAAGGGCUUCGCACGAUUGUGCUAACCGAGGUCGCACUGUUUGUGAUGGAUAUAUAUAUACCUAUGAUGUAUUUGAAACCUUGGAUGGAGGUUAUGAGAAGUCCCAUGCCGGUAGGUGACCUGGGGGAGUUGCGCAAUCAGUGGAAUUCGAUAAACCGGGAAGUCCAUACCGGCCAGAGAUUUUAUUGGCACACGGUUACUAUGAUCAAACAUUAGCCGAGUUUUUAAAAUGACUUCGCCAUCAUUCCGCUGCACUUUUCGUGCUAACAUGGUCAUUGCUUUGGUCAAGCAAAAUGCAAGACAUGAAGCUUAUCAACAGCUGAAGCAGGAGACAAUAGAGCUGCAACGAUAGCCCACUGACCGCUAUCAUUAAAGGGGGCUUGGAUAUGCCUUGAAGCUAAGGUAGAUGAUUUUAUAAAUAAGUUAUAUAAAGUGAUAAUCAUCUAUGUCUGCUCUUUUUGCAAGAUGGACGAUUCUGCCAGUAUUAAGAAUAUUAUCCAUAGUCUAAAUUA